Molecule: messenger RNA, 462 nt
Organism: Lactuca saligna
Lineage: Eukaryota; Viridiplantae; Streptophyta; Magnoliopsida; Asterales; Asteraceae
Source: the annotation of a GenBank genome assembly
AUGUCCCCUCUUGAGAAGAUUAACAAAGUUGUGGGUUCCUCUGCUACUGUCUGCAACAAUACGUCCAAAAAAGUCGAUAAACUAAUUUCUGAUGCCACAAAUUUCAUGAAUAAGUUCCAAAACUCCUUUGAGUCCAACACAGUGAAAGCUAAUGAAGCCAUCUCUAAUCUCGACUCCUCUUUUAAAGUUGAAAGGGAGAAAUUUCAAGAAGUUCGUACUGGCAUUAAAACUAACCAUGACGUGUUCAAAUCCUCUAUCUCCUCACAAAUAUCCAAGCUUCAAGAUGAGCUCGCAAUGGAGAAACCAAUCAUUGAUAACAACAAGGAUGAAGAGCUUGAUGAAGACAAAGUCAAAAGGAUAAAGGCUCGUGAAGCAGAACUGGAUGAACAUCAAAGGAUUGUUCGAGAGGAUAAAGCUAAAGAAAAGGCUGAGAAAGAAGCUCAGGUCACACUUGAAGUUUGA